This is a messenger RNA of Closterium sp. Yama58-4, 636 nucleotides long. The record is from the annotation of a GenBank genome assembly. NCBI's taxonomy places the organism in Eukaryota, Viridiplantae, Streptophyta, Zygnematophyceae, Desmidiales, Closteriaceae.
AUGGCGCCAGUGGGGAAGUCCUUGGACCCUUCAGAUUUCUUGUACUGUGGUGUCGAUCACGCUCAACCCCAGCUUUUGCGGCUCUUCCGAUUCACCAGACACCGCGCUCACCAUCUCGCCCUACUGCACCAACUGUUGCACACACUUCAUCGCCACUGCCGGAAUCAUCUGCUCCACACCCCCCAGCCUCUUCGUCUCAACACCCCAAGUCAUCAGCCUCACCCCGCUUCAUUUCAAAGGAGCAGAAAAACGUACUCCAUCAAGUCCUUACAGACACCUUACCCUCUUCCCAACAACACUCCUCUCGCCAUCCAGAACCUGCAGCUGCACCUACUUCGCAGCCUCCCCCUGCUUCUUCCCCUCCUCCUGCUUCUACACCUGCUUCGCACCCUGCUGCGGCUGCUGUUUCCCCUCCUCCACCCACUUCGGUUCCGGGCCCAAGAUUUCGCUGCUCCACCUGCAACCGUACCAACUUCACCAGCUCGGGUGGCUUCACUCGCCACCUCUCUGCAUGCUCCCGCAACGAUUCAGCCCGUCAAGAAGCAGCCCGCCCACCUCCUCCUCGUGCCGCCGCUACCUCCCCGUCCUCUUCAGCGCCUCCGCCGAUUUCUCAGCAGACAUGGGGAGCUGUUAUAA